Messenger RNA from Salvelinus fontinalis (brook trout), 7466 nucleotides. RefSeq names its product pleckstrin homology-like domain family B member 1. Bases 577 to 5451 code for a protein of 1624 amino acids. The transcript has 26 exons. The record is from RefSeq and is a predicted model, not a curated record. Gene Ontology annotation, biological process: regulation of microtubule cytoskeleton organization. Gene Ontology annotation, molecular function: protein binding. Gene Ontology annotation, cellular component: basal cortex. Lineage: Eukaryota; Metazoa; Chordata; Actinopteri; Salmoniformes; Salmonidae.
AGAGAGAGAUGAGGCUUUGAUGAAUGUGAUGUCAUGUGGUGGGAACUGGCUGAGAAUAGGGGCUGGAAUCAGAUCAAACCAGACUAGAUCACAGAGAUAUAUUGGAUUAGACAGCGUUCGAUGGCGGCCUAUUGUAUGUUCUAUCCAGCUCUCCAGUUGACCUACAUUGCCUACAUGGAGUUAUUCUCUCUGAGUGGUUGCAUGUUUGUAUUUCUCUAAUAGUGUUAAUAUAUACUGUUUCUGUUUUUGGUCAACUCACUCCUAAGGCUACUUCUACCCCUCACCUCUCUUCCUCUCUCACUUUUCCCUUCCCUAUUUCUCUCUGUCCUUUAUACAUUCCUAUCUCCAUCUGUUAUCAGGGCUUGUGGCUGCCAGGCAGGAAUGUGGGCUCAGUUCAGUGUAACAAGCACAGACAGGUUCGUGUUGUAAAUGGGAGCAGGUAGCGAGUCAGGGGUGAUUGUUGAGGUAGACGAUACACCAGUAGGUAGAGCUGCUGGCAGGUGGCAGAUACUGUAGCAGCUUUGAAGGAAGCUCUAAUUCGCUCACUCGGUAGUUGAGAGCUAGAAUCAUUUCGCAAUGGAGGACGUGUAUUUGCUGGACAACUGGCGAAAGGAUCUUCAUGUGUCAGAGGGCAUGAUCGACAACGCAGUGGAUAUGGACAGUCUGAACAGGAACUUGCCUGAAUGCGGAUGGCAGACCCAUAAAGUGUUACAGAGCACGCCACUGGAUCUGUUUGAGAGCGGCAAGGCGCUGAAGGUCCAGGCAGAGCGCCCCCAUCUGGUCAGUCUGGGCAGUGGCCGUCUCAGUACGGCCAUCACACUGCUGCCCCUUCCCGAAGGUAGGACCACGUUGGGACAUGGGGCGAUGGACAUCAGCAUCCAGGGCCCAGGAGUUACCGCCCAGCACUGCUACAUAGAGAACCGGGCAGGGAUCAUCACUCUCCACCCCUGUGGGAACCAGUGUGCCAUAGACGGGCUUCCUGUCACCAAACCGGUCCGCCUGUCACAAGGUUGUAUGCUGUGUUUUGGCCAGUCGGCUUUUUUCCGCUUCAACCACCCAGAGGAGGCGUUCAGGAUGAAGAGCAUGAUGCCAGAGGGAAGCAGGGGCUCUGGUGGGAACUACAGAAUUCACUCAGAUACAGUGAGCCUGGUCAAUGGGAACCAUCAGUCAGGAGCGUCCCAGUCGCGCCACCCAGCCCCCGGGGAGAGAGACUCCCGCUCCGAGCAUAGUGCCAUCGUCAGCUCCAUCGAAAAGGACCUCCAGGACAUCAUGGACUCCCUAGUCAUGGAUGAUCCCCAGCCUUCCUCUUCAGACCACCCCAUCCCCCACUCCCCGCUGUCCCCCAUGGUCAACGGAGGAGGCCGAUACCUCCUCUCCCCUCCCACCAGCCCAGGAGCCAUGUCGGUGGGCUCCAGCUAUGAGAACACCUCCCCACCCUUCUCCCCCCUAUCCUCUCCCUCGCCGGCCAGCAGCGCAGGCAGCUACACCAGCCCUUCUCCCAGCGGCUGCCUGGACCCCCAGGACCCAUCCCUGCCCCCCGUGCCGGUCCGCUCAUCCAGCUACAACUACACAACUACACCACCCAUCCCCCAGCCAAGGACCAUACUGACCAACUACAGCCCUGGCGGCGGGGGGCAGAGGGUUUCUGAGAGCCCUAGGCACCAGAGGAAAGGUCUCCUGGAAGCCCCCCAGAGCCCCAAGCCAGCCCGCAGAGGCCAGAGCCUGGACAGCCCAGGGGGGGUGGGUUCAGAGAGUCCUAGACUGACCCACCUAUCUGUUGCCUCAGCCGAUGCCGGGUACAUGGGCAUGGGCAGGAACGCAGUGCCAAGUAGCCCCAGACUCACGGCGAAGUUCCCCUACACCUCCACGUCCUCCUCCUCAUCCAGUCCCAGGACGAAAGCGGGCACCAUCCUCCAGGAGCGCCCGGCCAGCCCCUUCAGAGAGCAAGCGGACCACUCCCUCACUUCCAGCCCCUCCAGACAGCUGCUAUCCCAGCCCAGCAGGGCCUUUCAGCCUCCCCUGGACCCCAUCGUCCACAUCAUCCAGGGGGGCUCUCCACUCCAGCAGCACCACCCCUUCCCCCACCCCCGCACGCUGCAGCCCCCAGAGAGCCCUCGACUGUCUCGCAGGAACCUUGAGCUCAGCAGCGGGGGCAGCAGCAUGAAGGAGCUCCCACCUCUCAGCCCCUCCACGGCUCGCAGAGGGGUGCCUGUUCUCCCGGGGGCUCUCCCUGGAAGUAUCCCCACGUUGAGAACGCCUGAGAGCCCAUCAUCAUCAUCAUUGGCGAAGUUGGGAGUCCCAGAGAGCCCCAGGCUCCUACGCAAGGCCGGGUCCCCCGCGGAGGACCAGUUUGGCAGCAGUGUGGUCCGAGCCCGCAGCCCCUCCCCCACAUCAGGGUUGAUGAUGAUGGAGAGUGGGGGAGGGGGGAGGAAGGCCAGCUUUGGGAACGCCCUCUCCCCUGCUUACAGCCUGGGCUCUCUGCCUGGCUCCUCGCCUCUCGCCAGCCCCAGGGGCCAUAGGAAGAUGUCUGGGGGCCCCCGGGAUCAGAGGGGCCCCCACCCAGGCAUGCGGGAGCGCAAAAACAGCAUCUCUGAGAUCAGCGACAACGAGGACGAGCUGUUGGAGUACCACCGGCGCCAGAGAGAGGAGAGGCUCAGGGAGCAGGAGAUGGAGAGACUGGAGAGGCAGAGGCUGGAGACCAUCCUGAACCUGUGUGCCGAGUACAACAAGGGCGACGGGCCCUUGGGGGGUGAGGCAGAGGGGAGGAUGGGCUUCCCUGGGGGCCUGGGACCGGGGGAGGGGGAGGCCAGGAGACCCUCUAUGGACAACUUGGCAGGGUCCAGCUCGCUGCGUCGUAGCAUGGCCCAGAGACAGCAGAGGGAGAGCGACGAGGAGAACCUCAAGGAGGAGUGCAGCAGUACAGAGAGCACCCAUCAGGAGGUGAGGAUGCCACUUCCUCCCCAGGCCCUCCACAAUGGAGACCGAUACCAGCAUGAAGAGCAGUCUGUUUCUGGCGGCCCGGGGCGGACAGAGCUGGGUUACCUGGAGGACGAGAGGGUCAGAGUGCUGGCCCGAGUCGACGAGCUCAAAUCACGAAUUACAGAGCUGGAGCAACAGCUACAGGAGUCCAAGCAGGAGGCGGAGAUGGAGCGGGCCCUGCUGCAGGGGGAGAGGCAGGCGGAACUGGACCAGAUAGAGGCAGAGACAGAGAUCAUCGGACAGCUGCAACACAAGCGCAACGAGCUGGAGAACGCCAUCCAGAGGGAGAAAGACAAGGAGAGGGCAAAUGUUGACGCAGAGCGCCGAGCCCUGGCGAGCCUCCAGGAGGGCUACAGUGAGCUGAAGAACCAGCUUCAUAACUGCCCCGAGUCACUGAAGGAGCAGUUACACGAACAGCUCAAACGGGAGGGCGAGACCCUGGAGUCAGAGACAAAGCAGUUUGAGGACCUGGAGUUCCAGCAGCUGGAGAGGGAAAGCAGCCUGGAGGAGGAGAGGGAGACCAUCAGUCAGCAGCUGCUGCAGGAGAGGGCCGAGUACCACACCAGCGUGGCCAAGAGGAAGGACAAGGUGGCAGCUCUGGAAGGCCAGGCCAGUCAGCUGGGACAGCAGGCGUCUCAGGAGUGUGACAGGCUGGCUAAGGACAGGAACCUUACCCUGCAGAUGCUCCAUAAGGAGAAAGAGAGACUAUCGGCCCUGGAGAAGAGGUACCUCAGCCUUACUGGAGGAAGGUCUUUCCCUAAGAGUUCCAGCACCAUGAAAGAGGAGUACAUGAAGCUCUCGGAUGUCUAUAGGAUGUAUGAGAGAGAUUGCCAUGACACCCAACUCACCACCUCUGCUCAGCACGGCCUCUCGCUCAUCCUAGACGCAGCUGUCCCCUGCGAGGAGUAUUUGACUGUGGGCCAGUUAACUCAGAUCUUUGGGAUGCCGAAGGUCGAGUCCUCCCCUACCUCUCCUCUCCGGCCCCUCCAGUCAGGAGCGGGAGACCCUGCCUUCUCCUGCCUCUCCAUUCCUCACGGUUCCUCCCUCUCUCUCUCUGUUGAGUACCAGCCUGAGCGCAGUAGGCCUCAAAUCCCCACUCUUGAUUUAGAGCAGUGGUACCAGGAGGUGAUGGCUGCUGGGGAGAGCAGCCAUCUCUGCCCCCCUCUCCCAGCUAAAUUGCUCUUCCCUCGCAGGCCUAUGCAGGUGUUCCGCUCCAAGCUGGACAGUGAUGCUGGACAGACGGUACAUCAACCCAAAGCAGGCUCCGGAUCCCACCUGCAGUGCGGAGCUGCCACACUGGGACGCAACACAACCUCCAAGAGGCCGCUGAUGGUUCCCAACAGUACCGGAAGUUUGCCACGGAACUUGGCUGCCACCAUGCAGGACAUAGAGACCAAGAGAGCGCUAGCCUUACAGCAGAAAGGCCACCAGGUGAUCGAGGAGCAGCGUCGUCGAUUGGCUGAGCUGAAGCAGCGGGCUGCAGUGGAGGCCCAGUGCCAGUGGGAUGCGCUCCACGGCUCUCAGACCCACCUCAGCACCCAGUAUGCGCCUUCCCAUGCCCACGGACCUCCCAUGGUGCACCACUCCAUCCUGCACCACCAGCCGCCGCCGGCGGGCGAGCAGCCGUACGACACACUGAGUCUGGAGAGCUCUGACAGCAUGGACACCAGCGUCUCCACCGGCAACAACUCGGCCUGCUCCCCCGACAACAUGUCCAGUGCCAGUGGGAUGGACGCGCUGAAGAUCGAGGAGAUGGAGAAGAUGCUGAAGGAAGCCCACCUAGAGAAGGCCAGGCUCAUAGAAUCCAGAGAGCGUGAGAGCCAUGCCCGUAGGCAGAUGCUGGAGGAGGAGAGGAGGCGGCGCGAGGAGGCAGAGAAGAGGCUUCAGGAGGAGACGGUGCACAGGCAGCAGCUGGUGGACAAGGAGGUGAAGAUGAGAAGCAAGAACUUCUCCCAGGCCCGUCCUAUGACUCGUUACCUGCCCAUCCGCAAGGAGGAGUUUGACCUGCGCUCCCACAUCGAGUCAUCCGGCCACAACGUGGAGACCUCUCACCACGUGAUCCUCACAGACAAGAUGUGCAAGGGUUACCUGGUCAAGAUGGGCGGCAAGAUCAAGUCGUGGAAGAAACGCUGGUUUGUCUUCGACCGCCUCAAAAGGACCUUCUCCUAUUACGUUGACAAGCACGAGACCAAACUGAAAGGAGUCAUCUACUUCCAGGCCAUUGAAGAGGUCUACUACGAUCACUUGCGUAUCGCCACGAAGAAAGGAUUUUUCAACCUCAAUUUGGCCAAUCACUUUUCUGAGCUCCUGCCUCCUCAGUUUCGAAGAGAGAGCCCCAAUCCCUCGUUGACCUUCUGUGUGAAGACUCAUGACAGACUCUACUACAUGGUGGCCCCUGCCCCGGAGGCCAUGAGGAUAUGGAUGGAUGUUAUAGUAACCGGAGCCGAGGGCUACACGCAGUUCAUGAACUAAUAGGGGAGACUUGCGUACGUUGACAUAAGGAGACUGUUUCGGCAGGAACACUUCAAUAGAUUCAGGCCUUUCCUUCUAGCGCCUCUCCCAAUGUUGGGAAAUUGCCUUUUUAUUUUGUUACGUUCAUUAUAUCUAUUUUUAAAUCUCACAUCUCUCACUUUACAAUAGACAUUUUUUCUCCACUGGUUUUUCUACUUGCUUCUGCCCACUGAUUAAAAAAGGGAGCCCUGGACGAGAGACACACACACACUGUAUAUAACCAAAACGACAUAACUGUCUUUCUGCUCAAAAGCCUUUCUAUAUUGCCAAAUGGAGAUCUUGUUUUAGUUACAGGCUCUUGUGUGAGAGCUAUUUUGUGUAUCAGUAAAUGUCUUUGAUAGUUUUUUUUUCACACACUAUAUGGAAUAUUGCCAAAUGACAUAACAAUAGUUUCAAACAGAUGGUCGUUUUUAUGGAAUGUUUCAAAUAGAACACAAAGGCAUUUCCCCAAAUCUACUUAAGUUUAUCAGUGAGCGAAAGAUGUAAUCAUUUAAGAAAUGCUUAAAAGAAAUUCUAUUGAAAAUGUUGGAGAAUAAAUCGAAUUUAAAAUCAGUAAGACCAUGACACAACACACCAACUCAGGAGUCCAUACUUAAUUUGAGUUCCCGUCACAGAUGAAACUAGAUCUUGAUCCAUCUCUGUGAUCUUACUCUACUGCUGAACUAGAUUCCACUGUGUCCGUCUUGUCUUUUGCAACUCCUAAAGACACACACACAGUCUGUUUGCCAAGUCCUGAUAACUUGAUCUUAUGAUAACUCGACCCCUUACGUAAACAGCCAUUCCAUCACUGCCAGCCUACAACACCAGGAGCUCUAGGGACUACAUAAAUGAGACAACAGUACAUGUCAUUAUAAUAAUGAUAAUCAUGCUGUGCCUUGAUGUGUCAUAAUACUCCUAGUCUGUAACUGUUGAUCGUGCUGUUCUACAAUCUUUGUUAACAGUAUCAGAAUUCAACAGACUUGCAUGGGGAAGGGAGAGGGGAGUCUGACUGCUGUUUUGAUGCAGCAAUACACAAGUACAUGUGAAGAGUAACCUCCCCUGAAUUCCAAAUCAAGUUCAAGCCCCCACUACAUCCUAUGUUCUUGUGUAGAUCUGAGAGGAUUGGAUUGGUAAACAGGUGGUUGCUCCAUACUGCUCUCUGAUACGCCAGGUGGAAUUGUCGCAAUAUAAUAUUGCUUACACUUAUCCAAUUCUUUCAGAUCUCCACAAGUGCACAGGGUAUAUGGUCUUGUCAGACUCAGGGUGCGUUUCAGCUUUAAUAGAACGUCAUGAUCUGGUAACUUGACCUAAUCAUUGUAAUGGACUCAGACAGGCUACACGAUCACAACAACAUUUAUCACCAUCUGAAUAUCUUUUUAAAGAAGACUAUGCUGUGAUUUUGAACAUGUAAACCUGAGUGUAAACCUGAGAGUUCAGGUUGAUUGAGAAGCAUUGUGAAAUGUAGUUAUUUUUUUUUAUUUAUGGCUAACCUGCCUGAGAUACAGUGGUACUGUAAACCAUGUCACUGUCAAGUAGAGGAAAAGAGACUAGUGAGAAAAGACCUUAAUAUAUUUUCCCAUUUAUAUUUUUCCCAGGUGCAACCAAAUAUUCAGCAUUGGUCAGAGGUAUAUCAAAGUGUUAUAAAAAAUAAAAACUUUUAUACUGUAAAAAGAUGCCUGUAUGAAAAUGUAAUUUACUCAUCAUUCAACCUGUAUUGUAUAAAAAGCAAUUUACUUGUUUUUGUCAUUUCAAAAGAAUGGUCAGAAUACACUUCAGUUUUAUGGGUUCUGUAUUCAUUGAUACAGUAUACCAUACUUAAAAAAACAUUCAUGGGGUCAUACAACUGUCUACACUCCCUCAACACUGUGUAGAACAUCUCACACACUCGCACAGUCUUCAGACUAUAUUAUGUUGACGGUACACUGUUUCAUACGGCACUUUCAUGUAUGGAUUAUAUGAUUAUUGUCAGAUCUAUUAAAACAGAAAUGUUACUGUGA